This is a messenger RNA of Anisakis simplex (herring worm), 903 nucleotides long. Lineage: Eukaryota; Metazoa; Nematoda; Chromadorea; Rhabditida; Anisakidae. The record is from the annotation of a GenBank genome assembly.
AUGUUGUUCGAUUGGUCGAAUCGCUUGGUAAAGGCACAGAUUGUCGCGUUUGCGUUAAUCUGCUUCAGUAAUCUGCUAGCAUUCAUUGCUAUGGUCACUCCGGCAUGGCAGGUUGCCAAAGAUCUAGAUGCAGGUGUUUACGUGCAAAGUGGCCUAUGGCUGUACUGUCCGGGUGCAUCACAGUGCUGGUAUAUCUUCAACGAUGAUAGCGCCAACUAUUAUGAACGAGUGGAUGUGUGUCGUUUUUUCUUGAUUGGUGACUGUCGUAAAAAGCUUCUUCGAACACCGUAUUUCUUCGGCUGGCACAAAGCCGUACUCACUCUGAUGAUUUUCGCGUUGUUGUUCGGUUCAAUUGCAGCUAUCGCUAUUGCCUUGAGCACAUACCGAAGAAAUUACGCUCGUCUUCUGACAGUAACCUUCAAUGGAUUCGCAUUUUUGUCGUUUAUGUUUCUGUCGAUUGCACUUGCCGUCUUCGUAAUCAAUGCCGAAAUGCUCGAAGCAAGAUAUUUGAUUGGUGUGAAGAACACAUUCAGAAAAGAAUACGGAUAUUCAUUCUAUUUGGCUGCUUUUGCGACACUUUGCUUAUUGUUCGCUCAGUUGGCCGGUGUGUUGGUUACCACGUUUGUGUUCUUUGCAAAAGACUCGCAUGAGCAUAGCGUUGUACCGGGCGCAGACGAUCAUGAAAUAUGGCAACGAAAUCAACUUUACGCGCUGAAAAAAAUGAGGGAUGCCCAGCUUCAAUCGAGUCGCAUAAGCUCGAACAGUGCAAUACCAGUGUUUGAGCAACAAGUUUUCGAUCAGCCACCCCGACCUGGCAGUGUUUUGGGUGGUUCACAGACGAUCACAUCGUUAUCACCAGCAGCAGACUAUUGGCAGUCGAGACGUGCAAAUAAUCAUUAUUAG